Molecule: messenger RNA, 2010 nt
Organism: Kuraishia capsulata CBS 1993
Lineage: Eukaryota; Fungi; Ascomycota; Pichiomycetes; Pichiales; Pichiaceae
Exons: 1
Coding region: 1-2010 (669 amino acids)
Cellular component (GO): cytosol
Molecular function (GO): AMP binding; acetyl-CoA synthetase activity
Source: RefSeq, a predicted model, not a curated record
AUGCCAGAAUCCACCGAUCACCUCACACAUGUUGAGGCCAUCAAGCCACCCGCAGGCUUUCUGGAGAGACACCCUUCUACCCCGUUUCUAGCUGAUUUCGAGGAGUACAAGAAGCUAUAUCGCCAAAGUAUUGACGAUCCGGAGACCUUUUUCGGAAAUAUGGCACGGGAACACUUGUCAUGGUCAAAGCCAUUCGAUCAGGCCCGUUAUCCCCCCGGUACCGGCUUCCAGAACGGCGAUGCUGCUGCUUGGUUUCUAGGUGGUGAACUGAACGCCUCCUACAACUGUGUGGACAGACACGCCAUUGCGAAUCCAGACAAGCCUGCCAUAGUUUACGAGGCAGAUGAGCCCGGUGAGGGUCGGGUUAUCUCUUACGGGGAAUUGCUCAAAGAGGUCUGUCAGAUCGCCCAGGUGUUGACUGCUUUGGGGGUCAAGAAGGGUGACACAGUUGCAGUUUACCUGCCAAUGAUCCCAGAGGCAUUGGUCACGCUACUCGCAAUUGCCCGUAUUGGAGCAGUUCAUUCUGUGGUUUUUGCGGGAUUUAGUUCCGGAUCUCUCAGAGACCGCAUCAACGACGCUAACUCCAAGGUGGUGAUCACUACGGACGAGUCCAAACGUGGUGGAAAGGCCAUUGAGACCAAGAAGAUUGUCGACGAGGCUCUCAAGUCGUGUCCUCAAGUUCAUAAUGUUCUUGUAUUCAAGCGUACCGGGAACCAACACAUUCCGUGGACGGACUCUCGUGAUCUUUGGUGGCACGAGGAGAAGCAGAGGUAUCCUCCUUACGUAGCCCCAACCCCUGUUCAGGCCGAAGACACCCUCUUCCUGCUGUAUACAUCUGGGUCCACCGGAAAACCAAAGGGAAUCCAACACACCACUGCUGGGUACCUUCUUGGAGCUCUUCUCACCACGAAAUAUGUGUUUGACGUUCACCCGCAAGACGUUCUGUUCACUGCUGGUGAUGUGGGCUGGAUUACCGGUCAUUCAUAUGUGGUAUAUGGGCCUUUGCUAAACGGUGCAACCACAGUGGUCUUCGAAGGAACUCCGGCGUACCCAAACUACUCCCGUUACUGGGACGUUGUUGAUCAACACAAAGUGACCCAGUUCUAUGUGGCGCCUACUGCUUUGAGACUUUUGAAACGGGCAGGCAGCUCCCAUGUGGAGAAACAUGACUUAUCGUCUUUGCGUGCCCUUGGAUCUGUUGGCGAACCAAUUGCACCAGAAGUGUGGGAAUGGUACAACGAGCAUGUUGGUCGCGGAAAGGCGCACAUCUGUGAUACAUACUGGCAAACUGAAACCGGUUCCCAUAUCAUUACUCCGCUUGCCGGAGUCACCAGCACCAAGCCUGGCAGUGCUUCUUUCCCCUUUUUUGGAAUCGACCCGGUGAUCUUGGAUCCGACCACUGGCGAGGAACUUACAAGUACCGUGGCUGAAGGUGUUCUUGCAGUGAGAUCGCCAUGGCCUUCCAUGGCAAGAUCAGUCUGGGGUGACUACAACAGGUUCUUGGACACGUAUCUUCGUCCAUACCCAGGUUUCUACUUCACUGGUGAUGGAGCUGCCCGUGACAAAGACGGUUUCUUUUGGAUUCUCGGAAGAGUCGAUGAUGUGGUCAAUGUUUCGGGCCACCGGUUGUCUACAGCUGAGAUCGAGUCUGCUCUCAUUGAGCACCCUCUAGUUGCUGAAAGUGCUGUUGUUGGUUUCCCAGAUGAGCUGACCGGAAGUGCUGUUGCUGCGUUUGUGUCUUUGAAGCACAAGAACCUGGAAGACGUCGCUGAAACCAAAAAGGAGCUUGUGAUCACCGUUCGUAAGGAGAUCGGACCAUUUGCUGCUCCCAAGCUGAUUCUGCUGGUGAACGACUUGCCUAAGACUCGUUCGGGAAAGAUCAUGCGUCGUAUUCUACGUAAGAUUCUCGCACAUGAGGAAGACCAGCUUGGCGAUAUCUCCACGCUUUCAGACCCAACAGUGGUCAAGCAUUUGAUUCAAGUCGUGCACGAAAACUUCCCACAUAGGUGA